AUGGCUAGUGAUGAUCAGAUCAUUAAUGUCGUCGGGGAUCGAUUUUGUGUCCCUUACACAAUGGAGCUUCUUGUCAAGAGGAAGAUACAAUCAUUUUCUAAUACACACUACGAUGUGUUUGAUAUUACUGGAAACGUUCUCCUUCAAGUCGAUGGCGGUGUCUGGAACUUCCAGAAGAAAAGGGUCAUGAAAGAUCCUGCUGGUUUGCCUGUCAUCACUCUUCGCCAAAAGCAAGCAUUAUCCUGGAAACAGCAAUGGUUAAUUCAUCAAGGUGAAAGCUCAGAAAUGAACCAUUUUCUCUGCAGUGUGCAUCAAUCCAAUGCUGUCCAGAUCAAAAACAAUCUUGAUGUUUACUUAGCAAGCCCGUUCAAGAAAGAUGGUCGUGAUUUUCGUGUAACUGGAAGUUUAACCUCCCUCUCUUUCAAAGUUCGCAGAGGCAAUUCAAUCAUUGCAGAGGUUAGCCACAAUUUCACAUGGGGAAGCUGCGAGGGCAAAGAGAGUUUCAAGAUAAAAGUGUAUCCAGAGGUGGACUAUGCUUUCAUUGUAGCUUUGGUGGUGAUUAUGAACGAGAAUGACAAUGCAUAAUCUUCAAUCGAUAAGUUUGCUUAUUUCUUUUAUUCCUCCAAAGCUUGUAUGAAUUCUCUUCUGCCGUGCUGCGUAUAUAUGCACAACCUAAACCAAACAGAGCCUCAUAUUCCAUUUUGUUUGUCUUUUCCCCCAUUUGAGUUGGGUCUCUUGUUUGCUUCAUGAACUGUGAUUCGGUGAUAAAUGGGAAAUCAGUACAGGCCGAAACCUAUGACUUAGCAAAUUGGGCUUUCAGAACAGGUUGGGAAAAGGGAUCCAGUUUCUUA
Messenger RNA from Durio zibethinus, 851 nucleotides. Its product is annotated as protein LURP-one-related 14-like. The record is from RefSeq and is a predicted model, not a curated record. Lineage: Eukaryota; Viridiplantae; Streptophyta; Magnoliopsida; Malvales; Malvaceae.